Molecule: messenger RNA, 642 nt
Organism: Dichomitus squalens LYAD-421 SS1
Lineage: Eukaryota; Fungi; Basidiomycota; Agaricomycetes; Polyporales; Polyporaceae
Exons: 2
Coding region: 24-281 (85 amino acids)
Biological process (GO): translation
Cellular component (GO): ribosome
Molecular function (GO): structural constituent of ribosome
Source: RefSeq, a predicted model, not a curated record
GCCAAACACCUACUCUGCCCGCCAUGCUACGCGCACUCCUAGCCUCUAGCCGUCCUCUUCUGUCACGCUUCCGGCCAGCAACGCUUCCCCAUGUACACCCCCACCAUCACCCACAUCAUGGGCUUACCGCGGCGCCGUCAGCAAACGUCGUUCUGGCGAGGGGAAUGAAGGUCCGGGCAUCGGUGAAGGUCAUGUGCGACGGGUGCAGCGUUGUGAAGAGGAAGGGGAGGGUAUACAUCAUUUGUUCUAAGAACCCCAAGCACAAACAGCGGCAAGGUUGAGCGCCGAGCUACAUCCGGUCUUCUUGCUCAUCCUCAUGCACUAUUGCUACCUUCAAUCUCGCACAAUCAUAUCACGAACGCGAACUCUCUAGAGGGGAGCCGUAUCUUUCCCCGGGCGCGGCAGCUAUCGUACCCACAUUUGGAAUUCGUACUGUACUCCAUUUUCCUCCUGCUCCCCUGCAACAACGUCAAAACCCACCCACUCUUGCAACUCCGCGUGCGAGACUCGCCUCCACGGAAGAGUAUCGUCCGUUUGCGUCAAGAAGUCGGGCAUGAAUACGUCGCAAUCCUCGAAUGCCGGCGCGAGUAUCCGCGUCAAGAGCACACGGUCUACGAAGGUGCCCGAGGGCAGGAGUGCUAG